Uloborus diversus is the source of this 5493-nucleotide messenger RNA. RefSeq names its product mediator of RNA polymerase II transcription subunit 25-like. Gene Ontology annotation, cellular component: mediator complex; transcription regulator complex. Gene Ontology annotation, biological process: positive regulation of transcription by RNA polymerase II. The record is from RefSeq and is a predicted model, not a curated record. Lineage: Eukaryota; Metazoa; Arthropoda; Arachnida; Araneae; Uloboridae.
AUGGUGGUAGCAGAUCAAGGCAGCUGGCAAGCUGAUGUCGUUUUUGUUAUUGAAGGCACUGCCAACUUGAGUCCCUACGUUGAAAGUUUAAAAGCAAAUUACAUUCUUCCCACUUUAGAGUAUUUCAAUGGUGCUCCCUCUGAUGAUAGGGAUUGUGGCUGUGAUCCAAAUAGCACCAUGUACGCUUUAGUUGUUUUUAUGGCUGCAGACUGUGCUCCUGAAACUGCUGCUACUUGUUAUCCUCCUACUCCCAACACCCACAAGUUUUUAUCGUGGCUUGAUAAAGUGCAGUUUGUAGGUGGAGCCGGUGAAUCUCAUAGUCAUAUUGCUGAAGGUUUGAGUACAGUUUUACAAGUUUUUGAUGAUUUCCAAAUUCUUAGAGAAAACAGUAUUAACACUCAGAAGCAUUGCAUAUUAAUUUGCAACUCUCCACCAUAUCCACUCCCUUCUUUGGAAAGUUUCACAUACUGUGGGUUAACGAUUGAAAAUUUGGCUGCAUUAAUGGCAGAACGUCAAAUCAACUUUAGUGUUUUGUCUCCUCGAAAAAUCCCUGCUCUCUUUAAACUGUAUGAAAAGGCUGGUGGAGAUUUACAAUAUGCUCUUGCUAAGAACUAUGCAAAGGACCGUCGGCAUCUUGUUCUCUUAAAAGGAUUCCAACUACAAGAACGUCCCAUGAGUCCACCGACUAUGGACAAUAAAGCAUCAGCUCCUCCAAAUGCAUCUGUGUGUAGCCCUCCUGCUACUGGGCAGAAAAGACCAGCAACCAAUUCUCCUCCACACAAUCGAGAAGCUCCUUCUUUUAAACAGCCAACCCCACAAACUAAUUAUAAUAGUUUAGAAUGGAAUUCAUCUGAGGCACAGAACAAUACAUUGCCAAAUCCCAACCAAGUUCAGCCUCCAGUGUCUGGGCAGUCAACAUUGCAAAAUUAUGGCCAAGGGUCUAUGGCAGGCCAGCCAAACCAGCCUUUGCCUCAACGACCUGGGAUACCAACACCUCCUGCCUCUCAUCUUAAUUCAUUAAACCAGCCUAAUCCACCUAAUGUUACAAUAACAAAUAAAGGUCCUCCUACCCAACAUACUGAUGGUAUAAGACCUACAAGAGGCCAUUCUCCUGUUCCUCCAUGUGGCCCACGUAUUUCAUGGAAUCAAGCUGCGUCCUCACCUCCAGCUUCUACGCCUCCUACUACAAACAGUGUACUUGCAAAUCAACUCAAUAUGCCCUCUAAUAAUUUGCCUUUAAGACCUCAAAUGCAGCCCAAUCAAGCAGUCCCUAAUAUUGUGUCUCAAGCUCAACCUAUGAAUCCUGCGCAAAAUGUUUUAAAUCAGCCUGGAGCUCUUCAGAGAAAUAUGAAUGUCAAUGCUAUUCGCUUGGCAAACACAUCACCCGGUCCUGUUCCUAAUCAAACCAAUCCCAUGACUGUUCAGAUGACAUCGGUUCAGCUGCAUCAGUCAUUUGGGCAGGCUGCUCAACAAGCACCUCAGCAGUCAGUCAACAUGACGACUGGCAUGCCUACAACAGUGCAGCCCAAGUUGGGAACUGUCGCUGGUGGCAAUCAAAUGAUUCAAUCUCAAGGACAACAAAUGGCACCAGUGUCGUCUACCAAUAUGGGACUUCAGUCGGUGCCUGGGGGUAUGCUCCCCAUGACUCAGGGCACUCCACAGCAAGGACAGCAGACAACUAACCCUGCAGUGAACACAAAAGAUAGGCGCACGAUAUGGCAGGGAAUCAUUGAAUUCCACGAAAAACCUUUGGUUGCAACUCAACCUCAGCAAAGAGUUUCUCAUAGCCUGUCCUGUACUUUUUCUUCUAUGGUUACUAAUGGAGAAUCUGAUGUUAAUGCUGAUAAGUGGCCAAACCGACUGAUACUUCAACUCAUUCCUAGACAGCUUUUUGUUUUAGCUAACCUUUUCAGCACCUUAAAAACAUCUGCAAGACAUAUUUUAAUCCAUUUUAAUCAAGAAUCUGAAGCCCUAGCAAAGCUGUGUAAGAUGAUGAGCUCUGGUCUGGUUGGAUGCAUUCAGUUUCCUCCAACAUGUGACACAAAAAUUAUGGUUCUUUUAUAUAUGCCUGAUAAAAGGAUAUACAUGGGAUUUAUUGCAAAUGACCAAGAAAGUUUUUUCAAUAGUAUUAGACAAAUGUAUGAAAAUCACCGCAAAACACAGCAACAGAAACAAAGGAUGCAGCAACAAAUGGGGAAUAACAUGCCGCCAUCGGAUGGUAUGGUACUGUCUUCAACAAAUGCAGCAAAUCCGAAUAUGAUGAUUAAUCAGCCUUCUGCAGCUAAUUUGAACCCUAACAACAACCAGAUGGCCUCACGUAUGCCAAUGAACCAGCAGCAAGUUGCUCUGAACAACCCAGCUUCCCAGGGUCAGGCACCAAAUACUACAAUGGUCCAUUCCACAAAUCUUAAUCAGCAACAGCAGCAGCAGCCCUCUAUGUCACAAGCUGCCAGGUUAUCUCAAUUAGAGGCUGCAAGGCAGCAGAACCUGGUGAAAAUACAGCAACUGCAGCAAACACUGGAAGCUGCCCAGCAAAAAGAAUUGCAGUUUAAAGCUGCUCAGGAACAACAGCAACAGCAGCAACAACAACAGGCACAACAACAACAACAGCAGAUGAUUGACCGACAAAAUGCUCUUAGACAUUUGAAAAUGCAACAGUUGCAGCAGAAUUUGGAAGCUGCACAACAGAAGGAAUUGCAGUACAAAGCUGCUCAAGAGCAACAACAACAGCAACACCAGCAACAACAAAUGCUAGAUACAGAGAAUGUUAUAAGACAAUUGCAACAACAGCUACAACAACAACAGCAACAACUCGCUCAGCAACAGCAACAGAGUAUUCAGAUGCAGCAGCAGGGUAACCCUCAGUUACGAAACUUGUUACAACAGCAAGCUGUGCAACAACAGAUGAGGAGACAGCAGCAGCAGCAGCAGCAACAACAACAACAACAACAGCAGCAGCAUAUGCUAAUGCAACAACAUCCUCAAGGUAUUCGCCCUCAGAUUGGCAGGAAACAUUCCACAGGGUACUUUAGGAGGAUCAGUUGGGCCUCAGCAACAGCAACAGCAGCAGCAUCCACAGCAACAACAAUCGUGGGCAGAAUCUGCUCUUCUUGAUAUGCUACCAUGAGUUUUUGACGUUAAUAAUUCAUUAGUCAUCAUCAAUAGCUUUUAAUUAAUAUUUCAUUUUUUGAACUUUAUGAACCGUAGGCGCACCAAGUAAAGUAAACAUGCUUUUGCUCAUCAUAAUUCUUCAACCCUCUACUAGCUCAAAUCGUAUUUUUUUAAAAGAGUAUUGCAUUAAGGUUUCCUAACAAAUGAAACUCCAUAAUGGUACAGAGGACUUUUUCUUUUGUUGAAAAUAAUGUAACAAUUUUGUUCAAUUCAUCAGUAUUUGCAUACACUUUAAGAAUUAUGUUCUCUUUUGAAUGACAUAAACAAAAUGAAUACACAAUUUCAAGUUAUGUUAGUUCUUUUUUUAAAUUUGUAACAUGGAUGAUUAUGUUCUGCUAGUAUCCCUGAAUUUUACAGUCUAUGUGCCCAAUGCUACUUCCUUUUUCAGUGAUGUAAACAAAUAAGCAACAAAUGUCCAAACAAAUGCGCGACAUUGAAGUUGAUAAAGCUGACAACUUUGAACAAAUCUUGUAAGCCAGAAGCUGGAUAAGGGAGUUUCACUCUAGCCUUUGAAUAAAUAAUUUCAAUAUUUUAAAAUCAUUUUAUGCUUUAUUACUGUUAGCUUUUCAUUUUACUCACUAUAACUUAAAAAUACUUACAAUGAUUAGUUUGAGCACUGUAUAAAAUCCACUACUAUGUAUUUCUGUUUAAAGUAAUUAUUAUUUUGUAGAAUGACUUUUUGUAAGAGCAGACUGAGAUUAUUUGGACUUUUCUCAUUUUUUUUAGAAACUUCUAAGUUUAGAUCAUUUGAAAAAUUGUUUUUUUUUUUUUUUUUUCCUAUUUUUUCUCUUUUAGUUAACUUGAAAAUGAGCUAAGCAAGAGUCAGCGUUGCACUCUAAAUAUAAUCAGUUUUAAAUUCUGGCGCUUACUCUAUAAAAAAAAUACUUUUUUUAGAACCUUCUGCAUUUAUAAAGUGAUAAGAAAUUAAAGAUUUAUUAAGUAUUUUUCGUUCUAAAACUUUUUCAACAAGCAUUUAUUUUAUUUAAACAAAAUUACUUUGUAAUAUUUACUUAAAUAUAUUGUAUAGGUUUUAGAUUUUUUCCUUGUAAAAUUUGAAUAUUACACACAUUUGCAAACAUUUUGUAAAAAUUACUCUUUCAUGCGAAAUAAGUCAAUUUCAUAUGCAGUAUAAUAUUUUCAUAUUUUUUUUUAGAUUUUUCACUGUAACACAUAAGAAAAUAAUUCUAUGGAAUUGAAAGAAUGUUUCAACAGUUAUCAGUUUUUAAACAAAUACAUUUACAUCUUGACAAUAAACUGAAUGGAGAUAUGAAGGGUUGAAUGUAUAAACCUCUUGUAACAUAUGCCAGAGCUGGUUUUUGCUUACUAUUUAUCUAGUAGAAAAUGCUUAAAUUUUGUCUUUCUUGAGCUGGUGUGCACAGUGAUUCAUUGACAGUGUGCCGAAUUAACCUAACUUAAAAGUACAAGUAAAAACAAAUGUUCGAUUUAUUGUACAUGCGAGUAUACCAUUAAGUAUAUUGAACUUUUGUUAAAGAAAAAUAACUACCUUAGAGCCAUAUAUUUUAAGAUAGUUAAUAUUAUUGGAGAAUCCAAUAAAGCAUUUUGGCUAAAUAUAACUUUCAUAAGUUUUCAAAAAAAAAAAAGAACUAAUGGAAUAAAAUGCAUUUUGAAAAUUUAAUUCCAUGUAGCAAGUUUUGACAUAGUUGCUCUUGAAUGUAAAUAGCAAUGUUAUGACUGUUGAUAGCUGUAUAGUAUUAAAAAUUACAAAAUCUGUGUAAAAUGUAUUGUAUAAUUAUUGUAAAGUAUUUUCCUCUUUUCUGUCAAUUCACUUAACCAAUUUUAGCAAUUUGUUUUUUAAAAAUAUACUUUGAAGAUGUGAAAAAGUUGUUGCUAUUAUAUAGGUUAAUAAAUUUAAGUUUAAAUACUGCAACACAUGAAAACUAAUUGUGCUUUUAUUUUCAAAUGAAAUUCAAAAAAUAGUUUGUUAAAUGUUUUUUUAGAAAAUUAAUAUUAUUUAAAGACUUCUUGUAACCUAAUGAAUGCUGAUAAAUAAAUACCUUUAUGCUGAACAGUAAAGUAAGAAAAACAUAAAAAAAAAAAGCACAAUUGGCAAAUUUGUGCUUUUUUUAACGUUGUUUUUCUUACUUUACUAAUGAAUGCUAUUAAUGAUAUCAAAUUGUUUUUUGUGAAAAGUGAAGGUGAAGCUUUCUGAGAAAGAUAUUUUGAAGAAAUGGUAUGCUUUUAUAUCAUGAAUUUCUGAAGAACAAUUUUUGUGGCAGAACAAAGUGUUUUCUAAUGUUGUCAUUGAUUGUAGUUUUCUCGAUGUUACAUUGUACAAAGUUUUUAAAUAAAUUUAUCAUUAGA